UGACAGCCCGCUCGCUAGCUCCGGGCAGUCAAUCUAAAGUCUCCGUCAGGAUAGCACCGGCACUGUUGUAAAGAAAAUAAAACCGCAGAGAGCGCGAUUAUGCGAACAGCUGUAGGAAUCAGUGACAGGGGCCGGAUUUAUUUUUGGGGAUCGCGUGAGGUCUUGCAGUGCGGGGUUUGCAGAAGAGCAAGCCGGGGCGGGUGGAAGCGAUGGCGCUCUCCGGCCGAUUAGCCCUGCGCGUUCCCUCUUCAGGGCCCUGGGGUCCCCGAAAAGAGCUGCCCCCCUUCCCCGCCCCCGCGGCGGGGCAGAGGGAGGAUCGGAGCCGCACCGCCCCCGCCCGGCGCCCGCCCCCCCUCCGCGCUCCGGCUGGGGGCACAAACGGAAAGUUUAAAAAAAAACCCACAAAACUCCCCCAACCCCCUCAGAUCCAGCCGGAGGGGCCCGGCGGCGUUGAGGGGGGAGCGACUUUCUAGGGGCACUGGACAUAGAGCAUCUUGCACAAGUGUUCUAUAUGCUCAUGAAGAGAAGUCCCAGAAGACCACAGUAUACAGCAGUCACCAUGAAGAGCAGUAAGGAUGAAAUGGGAAAACCCAGCAGCGAAGGCUGAAGACUUCAGACAAGCUGACCUUCCCAAUGCUGAGCUGUAACUGCUCUGGCUGACCUGGUGGUGCAGUAUGAUUAGGAUGAGGAAGAAGAUACUGUGGGCAUCUUGCUUCUGUUUUGCGGCUGCCUUUUUCCUUGUGGUGACACUCCAGGUUAUCACAGAACUGGGCAAUUCAGAGACCAAGGUGUCAGUCAUCUCCAGUUUACACAGCGGCCCAUUAGAGCCUGUGGAGGGGCACGCUUUUCAGCUUAAGAAGCAGGAACUUCACAGCAGCUCCAAGACAGAGUCUGAUGUAAACCACUAUCCUGUUCUGCUCUGGUGGUCUCCCCUGACUGGAGAGACAGGAAGACUCGGUCAGUGUGGAGAGGAUUUUUGCUUCUUUACUAUCAACAAGACCUACCAGCACGAUCAGAUGACAAGGGCGUUUCUGUUCUAUGGUACCGACUUCAGUAUAGACAGCUUGCCCCUCCCUCGUAAAGAAUAUCAUGAUUGGGCCCUCUUCCAUGAAGAGUCACCAAAAAACAACUACAAACUCUUCCACGAAGCAACCAUCACCUUAUUCAACCACACUGCAACAUUUAGCCGCCAUUCCCACCUGCCACUGACCACUCAGUACCUGGAGGGUGUAGAGGUCCUGAAGUCCUUGAGGUUCAUGAUCCCACUGCAGAUGAAAAACAUCCUGAGGAAGAGACUUGCACCCCUUGUAUACGUGCAGUCUGACUGCGACCCCCCUUCUGAUCGGGACAGCUACGUGCGUGAGCUGAUGUGCCACAUCGAAGUAGACUCUUAUGGGGAAUGUCUGCAUAAUAAAGACCUUCCUCAGCAUCUCAGGAAUCCGUCUGCCAUGGAUGAUGGGAACUUUUUAAAGAUACUGGCACAAUACAAGUUCAUUCUUGCUUUUGAAAAUGCUGUCUGUGAAGAUUAUAUCACUGAAAAGCUCUGGCGGCCGCUGAAGCUGGGAGUGGUACCAGUGUACUUUGGGUCUCCCAGUGUUAUAGACUGGCUUCCCAGUAACAGGAGUGCAAUCUUGGUCUCCAGCUUUUCACACCCUCGGGAGCUGGCCCACUAUAUCAAAACACUGGAUAGAAAUGAUGAAGAGUACGAGUCCUACCUACAGUGGAAACUGAAAGGGGACAUCUCCAACCCAAGACUGCUUACAGCAAUGAAGGAACGCAAGUGGGGAGUGCAAGAUGUCACCCAGGACAAUUACAUUGACACCUUUGAGUGCAUGGUGUGUAACAGAGUGUGGGAAAACAUCAGACGGAAAGAAAAGGGAUGGCUGCCCCGGAGGUGGGAGGCUCAGGUUAACCAUCUGAGCUGCCCCAAACCAGAGGCGUUCUGGUUCUCAUCCUCAAACCCUGGCUGGACUUCUCUCCAAAAGCUGUGGAUACCAAGCUUCGAGCAAUCCAAGAAAGAAGCCUUGGCGCUGAGGCACUUGGUGGAAAGGAACAGGAAUUUUACAACUCAAGAAUUCUGGAUGCUUGUAUUCAAAGAAUAAACACAAUGAUCUAUAAGAGUGGGCUCCUCAGAGGAGUCUGUAAAAUUUUCUUUUGUAAGUGACCUUAUCACUUAGGAUUAGUAGCCAUAACAAGUAGACCUGUAAGACUGAAUUUGGUGUGUUCAGUGCUCAAGGGUCACUAAGAAAUGCUAAACAAUAAAAUUACACUUCCAGGUAA
Empidonax traillii (willow flycatcher) is the source of this 2280-nucleotide messenger RNA. RefSeq names its product fucosyltransferase 10 (gene POFUT3). Gene Ontology annotation, molecular function: alpha-(1->3)-fucosyltransferase activity. The record is from RefSeq and is a predicted model, not a curated record. Gene Ontology annotation, cellular component: Golgi membrane. The transcript is spliced from 6 exons. Bases 675 to 2102 code for a protein of 475 amino acids. NCBI's taxonomy places the organism in Eukaryota, Metazoa, Chordata, Aves, Passeriformes, Tyrannidae.